CACAUCAUGAUGAUUACAGUGUGUGUGUGUGUGUGUGUGUGUGUGUGUGUGUAGCAGCAGCAGCACAGCGCUAUAGUGCAUGUGACCCUUCACCCACUUCCAGCGCAGCGAGUUCUCACGCUUCUCAGCACUAUAUAAGGCUGAAAUAACCGCGGCUACAUUAUCCACGUCUUCACGACUAGCAGCAGCUUCUCACGGAUCAGGAUGUUGUCCUAUCUUACUCGCUGGGUGUCCAGAGGUGCUUUCCAGGCACUGAAAGGGACAGGCAGUCGCCCUCAACUGGUCAAGACGCCUCGUAUUGGGAAUCAGACACUGGCAGCGGCUCCUCUGCCCUUCACUGGGGGGAGUCCAGGAGUGAGGCAGGCCCGGGCACUGGAUCAGGAGAGACUGCUGCAGAUUGAUUGGGAUGAUGGGAGUUGUAGUUUGUAUCCGUUCACCUGGCUGAGGGAUAAUUGCCAGUGUCCUCUCUGCACACUGCAGUCAGCUCAAGCACGCAAACUGCUGCUGUCAGAUCUGGACGUGCACACCGGAAUGGACCAAGUACAGCUGAUGGACAAUAAGGUGUCCAUAACUUGGCCUGAUCAACACAGUAGUGAUUUUGAUCCUGACUGGCUGAAGAAACGGUGUUUUUCCUCUGAGGCGAGACAGGCUCUGCAAGAGGAGCUCUUCCUCAAUGAGCGUGAGUAUUGGGAUUCUGGUCUGCAGAUCCCCACAGCAGACUUCGAGGAGGUUCUACAUGAUGACAAGGCUGCACUGGCCUGGCUAGAGGCUCUGCGACGCAUUGGCAUCGUCUACCUGAGGGGGGCGCCAGCGGAGCAGGGCCAGGUGGCCAGACUGAGCCAGAGAAUUGGCUAUCUCCGUCUCACCUUUUAUGGACACACGUGGCAAGUGCAGGACAAGCCCAUGGCUAACAAUGUUGCGUACACUUCUGGAGAGCUGAGCCUGCACACAGAUUACCCUGCUCUGCACCAUCCACCUGGGGUGCAGUUCCUGCAUUGCGUCCGUCAGGCUGAACAGGGUGGUGAGAGUGAAGUGGUUGAUGGGUUUCACAUGGCGGAGCAGCUCCGGAGGGAGGAUCCUGAGGCGUUUAACAUCCUCUCCUCUCUCAGGGUCGAUUUCACAGACAGCGGUUCUGACUACUGUGACUUCAGCGUGCAGUCCAAAAACCACAUUAUAGAUGUGGACUCUGAGGGUCGGGUUGUGAGGAUCAACUAUAACAACGCCACACGAGACUCGGUGCUGGAUCUGCCUCUGCAUCAGGUUCAACUUUUCUACUCGUCUCUAAAGGCAUUUGUGGAGCUGCUCAGCAGGCCUGAGAAUGUGUUCACAUACAGAAUGGAACCAGGUGACUUGGUGACCUUUGAUAACUGGCGUCUACUUCAUGGCCGAAAGAGCUACCUGUCACGAGGUCAGAUCUCAAGACAUCUAGAAGGAGCAUAUCUGGACUGGGAUGAGGUCAUGUCCCGUCUCAGGAUCCUCCGGAAGACUGUCCGUGGAGACAUCUAGACAUGUCUCUUCAUCCUUCUCACUACAGUGACCGUCAUGAUAGAAGCAAAGUUGAUUUCUGAUCUGUCCUUUGGUGUUGUCUGUCAUAUUAAGUUUAAAAACAACUCAAGAAAGCCUUAGAAAGUUUUGGAUUCUAGGGAUAAUUUCUAUUGGCCAUUUCAGUUUUGGCAAGUAGAUAUUUGUUCUUCUGUGGUUAGGGAUAGUUCAUCCAAAAAAAAAAAGAAAAUUAUCCCAUGAUUUACCCACUUUCAAACCAUCCUAGGUGUAAAAUAUCCUUGCACUUUCAAGCUUUAUAAUGAUAGUGAAGGGGGGGGCCAGAUUUUGAAGCCCAAAAAACAUUCAUCCAUCCAUUAUAAAAAAUAAUCCAUACAGCUCCAGGGGGUUAAUAAAGUCCUUUUGAAGCGAAGCGAUGCUUUUUUGUGAGAAAAAUAUCCAUAUUUAUAACUUCAUAAAUUCAAAUAACUAUACUGCACAAGUCGACUUGCACCAAAUGAGUAACCUCUGAAGCGAUGUAUGACGCAGGAUGUAGGAGUAGUGCAAGCUUUGACUCCUCUCGCUGUUCAAACAAAUAGGGCUAUGCGACAAACUCAAGCUCCUCUUCUCUUAUAUCCAAGUCUGACAUUUUUUCUUUAAAAAUUAUCAUUUUAGACUUCUAAUUCAUGACUGGUGUUUUGUUUUGCUCUAUCCUCUGUGCUUCCGCGUUCGUCUUUGUUUCAUGCGUUGGGUCAGAGGUUUUACUCUUCCACCGCAAAUCGAUGCGUACGGCCGUCUGCUGGAAGCUAGUUAUUAUAGUUAAUAAAGUUUUAAAUAUGGAUAUUUUUCUUACAAAAACCCAUCGCUUUGCUUCAGAAGGCCUUUAUUAACCCCCUGGAACUGUUUGAAUUAUUUAUAUGAUGGAUGGAUGCAUUUUUUGGCUUCAAAAUGUGCCCCUCCCUCCUCUUCACAACUAUUAUAAAGGAGCAAGGAUAUUUUUAAAUACAUGGAAAUUAUGGAACUAUCCCUUUAAUAUAUUCUUUUAUUGUGGCCUUUUAUUGAGGGGCUCUUUGAGUCUUCUGCACCUUCUUGCACUUACUGCAGUCUUUUUUUUUUUUUUUGCUUGACUUGUAAUUUCUUUGAUAAGGGACAGUUUUUCCUGUGGUGAUUUAAACUUAUUUUGAGUCUUAUUACAUCAAUUACCAAAAGUGACAGUGAAAUUUUACUAAAUAUUUAAUAUUUAGUGUGGACAAGUGCCUGAAGUAUGGUACUAGACUGAACUAAUACAAUGGGUUUAUUCUGAACCACCUAUGUUUUCAUCAUUCAUAUAGUCUAUGCUAUAGAAAAGUGACAUCUCUGAUGGCUAAGCCCGAAAUGGAACACUUUAAGGUUUAGUUUGAUUUCACAUAUGGUGUCAACAGAGCUUAAAAAAAAAAAAAAGAAGGAAUGUUUUAGCCAACCUCUGAUUGUCUUACAGGGAUUGUUCUAUCGGUCAGUACUUUUCCAUUUCCUCCAUAUAAAUAUUGUUCUAACACUACCAUCAUGGUUUAUGGUACUGUUUAAAUGCAGUAAUUUUAAUAUUGAUUUUACCAAUAUUGUUUAUAUUCUCCUCGAAUUGCACUUAAUUUUAGUGUGGAUUAACGAACCAUUCAAUUUAUAUUUGCCUGUAUUGUAAAUAGUAGUUUGGACAAUGAUGGGCCAUUGACCUUUGCAGAAAGAAAAAUGUUUUCAUGUGGCACAAAAAUAUUUAUAAAGCUGAUGUCCAAAACAAAGUAUCUAUGUUUUGAUAUAUGGAGACUGGAUAGUUCAUUAAAUUAUGGUCAGUACUUGUAUACUGAUUGUCAUGUGUCUUUGAUACUUGAAAAGCCUCAAAUAUGACAUUUUUAAAGAAAACUGGCCAAUUUGUAUAAAUGCAGUAACAAUGCAAAUGUAGCUAGUGCAGCUAUUACUUUAUAAAAAAAUGUUGGAGCUGAAGUGUUACUUGUAAUGUUUUGGCAACAGAUUUUUUUCUUUUCUCUCAAAAUGACAAUAAAAUACAUUUAUAAUAUA
This is a messenger RNA of Ctenopharyngodon idella (grass carp), 3528 nucleotides long. It is a transcript of the gene bbox1, whose product is annotated as butyrobetaine (gamma), 2-oxoglutarate dioxygenase (gamma-butyrobetaine hydroxylase) 1. Lineage: Eukaryota; Metazoa; Chordata; Actinopteri; Cypriniformes; Xenocyprididae. The record is from RefSeq and is a predicted model, not a curated record. Gene Ontology annotation, biological process: carnitine biosynthetic process. The transcript is spliced from 8 exons. Gene Ontology annotation, cellular component: mitochondrion. Bases 205 to 1506 code for a protein of 433 amino acids. Gene Ontology annotation, molecular function: gamma-butyrobetaine dioxygenase activity; iron ion binding.